CCUAAGAUGGUCUUUUCUCCAUUUUCCAGGCUAAGCAAAGAAGAAGAAAUGAGUCUUUCUUUUUGUGGGAACAACAUCUCCUCAUAUGACAUCUAUGACGGUGUUCUCCAAAACUCCUGCUUUGUGGACGCACUCAACCUGGUCCCUCAUGUGUUUCUGCUGUUCAUCACCUUCCCAAUACUGUUCAUUGGAUGGGGGAGCCAAAGUUCAAAAGUACAAAUUCAUCACAACACGUGGCUUCAUUUUCCUGGACAUAACUUGAGAUGGAUCCUGACAUUUGCACUCCUGUUUGUGCACGUCUGCGAAAUAGCAGAAGGCAUUGUUUCAGACUCGCGGCGGGCGUCCAGACACCUGCACCUUUUCAUGCCGGCCGUGAUGGGAUUUGUUGCCACUACCACGUCCAUCGUGUACUACCAUAACAUUGAGACGUCAAACUUCCCUAAAUUACUUUUAGCUUUGUUCCUGUACUGGGUAAUGGCCUUCAUUACAAAGACCAUAAAGUUGGUCAAAUACUGGCAGAUGGGGUGGGGAGUGUCAGAUCUGCGCUUCUGCAUCACAGGAGUGAUGGUCAUCCUGAAUGGGCUGCUGAUGGCUGUGGAAAUCAAUGUCAUCCGUGUCAGAAGAUACGUCUUCUUCAUGAAUCCUCAGAAGGUGAAACCACCAGAAGACCUUCAGGACCUGGGUGUGAGGUUCCUCCAGCCGUUCGUGAACUUACUUUCCAAAGCUACCUACUGGUGGAUGAACACGCUUAUCAUAUCUGCUCACAGGAAGCCUGUCGAUCUGAAGGCGAUUGGAAAGUUGCCGAUAGCGAUGCGGGCUGUGACAAAUUACGUUUGCCUGAAAGAUGCCUAUGAAGAGCAAAAGAAAAAGGUCGCCGAUCGUCCGAAUCGGACCCCGUCGAUAUGGUUGGCCAUGUACAGAGCCUUCGGGAGACCGAUCCUACUGAGCAGCACAUUCCGGUACUUGGCUGACUUGCUGGGGUUCGCUGGUCCUCUCUGCAUUUCAGGAAUAGUCCAGCGUGUGAACGAAACCCAGAAUGGGAUGAGUAACACGACGGGAAAUUCAGAGAAACUCUCGUCGAAGGAAUUUCUGGAAAACGCCUAUGUGCUGGCUGUCCUGCUCUUCCUGGCCCUCGUCCUUCAGAGGACAUUUUUGCAGGCUUCCUACUAUGUGACCAUAGAGACUGGCAUCAACCUCCGUGGGGCCCUGCUGGCCAUGAUAUACAAUAAAAUCCUUCGGCUAUCCACGUCUAACCUAUCCAUGGGCGAGAUGACCCUGGGACAGAUCAACAACUUGGUUGCCAUAGAAACCAAUCAGCUCAUGUGGUUCCUGUUCCUGUGUCCCAAUCUGUGGGCCAUGCCUGUUCAGAUCAUAAUGGGGGUGAUCCUGCUGUAUAAUUUACUUGGGUCCAGUGCGCUGGUGGGCGCUGCCGUCAUUGUACUCCUCGCACCGAUGCAGUACUUCAUCGCCACAAAGCUGGCGGAGGCUCAGAAGAGCACUCUGGAUUAUUCCACCGAGAGGCUGAAGAAGACAAACGAGAUACUGAAAGGCAUCAAGCUCCUUAAGCUGUAUGCCUGGGAGCACAUUUUCUGUAAAAGCGUGGAAGAGACUAGAAUGAAGGAGCUCUCCAGCCUCAAAACCUUUGCGCUCUACACAUCACUCUCCAUCUUCAUGAAUGCAGCAAUUCCCAUCGCGGCUGUUCUUGCAACAUUUGUGACACAUGCGUAUGCCAGUGGAAACAACCUGAAACCUGCUGAAGCCUUUGCCUCGCUGUCUCUCUUCCACAUCCUUGUCACGCCACUCUUCUUGCUGUCCACAGUGGUCAGAUUUGCAGUCAAAGCCAUUAUCAGCGUCCAAAAGUUGAAUGAGUUCCUCUUGAGUGAUGAGAUCGGCGAGGACAGCUGGAGGACCGGGGAGGGCACACUGCCUUUUGAGUCUUGUAAGAAGCAUACCGGAGUGCAAUCAAAACCGAUAAACAGGAAGCAGCCUGGGAGGUACCACCUGGACAGCUACGAGCAAGCGCGGCGUCUUCGGCCUGCUGACACGGAAGAUAUUGCCAUAAAGGUGACAAAUGGAUACUUUUCAUGGGGCAGUGGUUUGGCCACAUUAUCCAAUAUCGACAUUCGAAUUCCAACAGGCCAGUUAACCAUGAUUGUGGGCCAGGUGGGAUGUGGAAAAUCAUCUCUUCUCCUUGCCAUCCUUGGUGAGAUGCAGACCCUGGAAGGGAAGGUUUACUGGAGCAAUGUAAAUGAAUCUGAGCCUUCUUUUGAAGCAACCCGAAGCAGAAGCAGGUAUUCUGUGGCUUAUGCUGCCCAGAAGCCCUGGCUCCUAAAUGCUACAGUCGAGGAAAAUAUCACCUUCGGAAGUCCUUUCAACAGACAGAGGUACAAAGCUGUCACCGAUGCCUGCUCACUUCAGCCAGAUAUUGAUUUGUUACCAUUUGGAGACCAAACUGAAAUCGGAGAGCGGGGUAUCAACCUGAGUGGCGGCCAGAGGCAGAGAAUCUGUGUGGCACGGGCACUCUACCAAAACACUAACAUUGUCUUCUUGGACGAUCCAUUCUCUGCCCUGGACAUCCACCUGAGCGAUCACUUGAUGCAGGAAGGAAUUCUCAAGUUUCUCCAGGAUGACAAGAGAACGGUUGUCCUUGUGACUCACAAACUGCAGUACCUGACACACGCUGACUGGAUCAUAGCCAUGAAGGAUGGAAAUGUGUUAAGAGAAGGGACUUUGAAAGACAUUCAGACCAAAGACGUGGAGCUUUAUGAGCACUGGAAAACCCUCAUGAAUCGACAAGAUCAAGAGUUAGAAAAGGACAUGGAAGCAGACCAAACAACACUGGAGAGGAAGACUCUCCGCCGAGCCAUGUAUUCAAGGGAGGCCAAGGCACAGAUGGACGAUGAAGAUGAAGAGGAAGAGGAGGAGGAAGAUGAGGACGACAACAUGUCAACUGUAAUGAGGCUCAGGACCAAGAUGCCCUGGAAAACGUGCUGGUGGUACCUCACUUCAGGAGGUUUUUUCUUGCUCUUCCUCAUGAUAUUCUCCAAGCUUCUGAAGCACUCGGUGAUUGUGGCUAUAGACUACUGGCUGGCUACGUGGACAUCCGAGUACAGUAUAAAUCACACUGGGAAAGCUGACCAGACUUUCUAUGUGGCUGGGUUUAGCAUCCUCUGUGGAGCUGGCAUUUUCCUUUGCCUCGUCACCUCCCUCACUGUGGAAUGGAUGGGUCUCACAGCCGCCAAGAACCUCCACCACAAUCUCCUGAAUAAGAUAAUUCUUGGGCCAAUAAGGUUCUUUGAUACGACACCCCUGGGACUGAUUCUCAAUCGGUUUUCUGCUGAUACCAAUAUCAUCGACCAGCACAUCCCUCCCACUUUGGAGUCGCUGACCCGCUCGACUCUGCUCUGCUUGUCCGCCAUCGGGAUGAUCUCCUACGCCACGCCGGUGUUCCUUGUUGCCCUCGUGCCCCUGGGUGUCGCCUUUUAUUUCAUCCAGAAAUAUUUCCGAGUUGCCUCCAAGGAUCUCCAGGAACUUGAUGACAGCACCCAACUCCCUCUGCUUUGUCACUUCUCAGAAACAGCUGAAGGGCUCACCACUAUCCGGGCCUUCAGGCAUGAAACCAGAUUCAAGCAACGCAUGCUAGAGCUGACAGACACAAACAACAUUGCCUACUUGUUUCUCUCGGCCGCCAACAGAUGGCUGGAGGUCAGAACGGACUACUUGGGAGCUUGCAUUGUCCUCACAGCAUCCAUUGCAUCCAUUAGCGGAUCUUCCAAUUCUGGACUAGUGGGCUUGGGUCUCCUGUAUGCCCUCACGAUAACCAACUAUCUGAAUUGGGUUGUGAGGAACUUGGCUGACCUGGAGGUCCAGAUGGGAGCAGUGAAGAAAGUGAACAGUUUCCUGACUAUGGAAUCUGAGAACUAUGAAGGCACCAUGGAUCCUUCUCAAGUCCCAGAACAUUGGCCACAAGAAGGCGAGAUCAAGAUUCAUGAUCUAUGUGUCAGAUAUGAAAACAACCUGAAGCCCGUUCUGAAACACGUCAAGGCGUACAUCAAGCCUGGGCAGAAGGUGGGCAUCUGUGGUCGAACUGGCAGUGGGAAGUCAUCCUUGUCUCUGGCUUUCUUCAGAAUGGUCGACAUAUUUGAUGGGAAGAUAGUCAUUGAUGGGAUCGACAUUUCCAAACUGCCGCUGCACACGCUGCGCUCUCGGCUCUCUAUCAUCCUUCAGGACCCAAUCCUCUUCAGUGGCUCCAUCAGAUUUAACUUGGACCCUGAGUGCAAGUGCACCGAUGACAGGCUCUGGGAGGCUCUGGAAAUUGCCCAGCUGAAGAAUCUGGUCAAAUCUCUGCCGGGAGGCUUAGAUGCCACUGUCACUGAAGGUGGGGAGAACUUCAGUGUGGGGCAGAGGCAGCUGUUCUGCUUGGCCAGGGCCUUUGUGCGGAAGAGCAGCAUCCUCAUCAUGGAUGAGGCCACGGCCUCCAUCGACAUGGCCACGGAGAACAUUUUGCAGAAAGUAGUAAUGACAGCCUUUGCGGACCGCACAGUCGUGACCAUAGCUCAUCGGGUUCACACCAUUCUGACUGCAGACCUGGUCAUCGUGAUGAAGCGAGGAAACAUUUUGGAAUAUGACACCCCGGAAAGCCUCUUGGCCCAGGAAGAUGGAGUGUUUGCCUCAUUUGUUCGCGCAGACAUGUGAAAGGAAGCUACAGGAGAGCACAUGAACUUAGAUGAUAGAUGCCUCCGGUCAGCACAGCCGAGGACCCUCCCCUUGGCCUUCUAGGGCGGCACCAUAACUCCAGCAGGUUUCUGUACGCAAAGUUGGGAUCUGUGUCCUGUUUUGGUUUAACAGUUUUCUGAGAUACACUUCUUGUGGGGUCACCAAGGGUAUUUUUCUAGUGACUGGCCAUGUUAGAAUAACAGGUUAUGUUAAAGCAAGCUAGCUACAUUCAGAGGUAAGUCAGUUUGGGUUAAGUCUGGUCACCGACAGUGAAGCACGGAAGCUGAAAUCAGUAACCUAUAUCACACACUCUUACUUGGAAGAUUAGCCUUGCCCUGCUGUUGAGGUGCCCGCUUAUGAAAAAGAGUAAAAGAAAAUUCAUUUUCCAGUGAAAUACUCAAGUUCAUUAUCUACCAUAGAAUAUUCUGUUUUUAACAUUAUUAAUAUUGAUUUAAAAAAAACUUUUCCCCUUUUAAAUCAUUUCCUGUCACCAA
Acomys russatus (golden spiny mouse) is the source of this 5210-nucleotide messenger RNA. It is a transcript of the gene Abcc9, whose product is annotated as ATP binding cassette subfamily C member 9. Gene Ontology annotation, cellular component: membrane. The transcript is spliced from 38 exons. The record is from RefSeq and is a predicted model, not a curated record. NCBI's taxonomy places the organism in Eukaryota, Metazoa, Chordata, Mammalia, Rodentia, Muridae. The coding region runs from base 7 to 4695 and encodes 1562 amino acids. Gene Ontology annotation, molecular function: ATP hydrolysis activity; ATP binding; sulfonylurea receptor activity. Gene Ontology annotation, biological process: transmembrane transport; potassium ion transport.